GGAUUAUCUGUCGAUGAGCGACUAAUCGAACACGAGAAACGGAAGUGGCAAACGGGAGAGAACAGACUAGAGAACAUUUGUGUGAAGUUAGUUCGCUAGCCUUAACUUGUGUCACCGCAGACUGAAGAGACAAACUGCAAUUUCUAGAAGAAGUAAUCCUGUAUUGGACCUUACGGAGUUCGUUAGUCCUCCCGGACUAACUGGUGUCUUUGUCUUUGUGUGAAGACGGGAACAAAAAGUGCCAGGAUGGAUCCGGCUUUGCUCAGAGAGCGGGAGCUGUUCAAAAAGCGAGCGCUGUCCACGCCAGCUGUAGAGAAGAGACCGGCUGCGUCUGAUUCUGGCUCACACAAGAAGAAGAAGCACAAACCCGACAAGGAGAGCUCCUCUGGCUCCAAACACAGCACUGAAUCCAGCAAUGGAAACUUCAACAUUAAGGCGAGCUCUGGGUACAAGUUUGGCUGCCUGGCUAAGAUCGUCAACUACAUGAAGACGAGGCAUCAGAAUGGAGACACGCACUUCCUGACCCUGGAUGAGAUUCUGGAUGAGACCAAACUUCUAGACAUCAGUAUGAAACAGAAACAGUGGCUCAUGACUGAGGCCUUGAUCAGCAACGCAAAGAUUGAUGUUCGCGACGGGACUUACGGCUUCAAGCCCAAGUACAACCUGAAGGAUAAGAAGGCCUUACUGAGGCUGCUGGACAAACACGACCAGCUGGGGCUGGGGGGGGUGCUGCUGGAGGACGUGGAGGAGGGGCUCCCCAAUGCAGCCAAGGCCAUCAAGGCUUUGGGCGAUCAGAUCAUCUUCGUCACGAGACCAGACAAGAAAAAGAUCCUGUUCUACAACGACAAGCACUGUCAGUUUGUGGUCGAUGAAGAGUUUCAGAAGCUGUGGAGGAGUGUUCCAGUGGACUCCAUAGACGAAGAGAAAAUCGAAGAGUACCUAAAGAAACAAGGCAUCUCCUCCAUGCAAGAAACGGGACCAAAGAAAAAGUUGCCAGUUCAAAAAAGAAAGAAGCAGGCUGGGCAGAGGAAGAGACAGUUCAAGACCCACAACAACCAUCUGGCAGGAGUGCUGGAGGACUACUCAGACGGUGUGCCUGGAAAGAAGUGACAGCAGCUGUCUGGAACCUGAACCUCCGACGUGGGAGUCCCUGCUCACACGAAAACAGACUUAUUGUGGCUGUUGUGUCGAAACAAUCCGGCUUUUUUUCUCCACAUUCCCUCCAGUGGUCUUUCAUUACACGAAUCCAACAGCGACUGUGUUGGGGAAUCUGUUUCAAAUAUAUCGAUCUGCAAGAGCCGAGUGCUCUGGAGGAAGACGACCGAGACGUUUAUCGAGGCUGAAGACUCGAAAAAAACCACAACCAUAACUGCUAAAACGAACGCAGACCGAGAACCGAAACGUCAAACAUUUUAUUUAUUUUGUAGCAAAAAGGUGUUCAGGAGGUUUAAUGUGGGUGAGAAGCAUCCUGAUUUUAUUUUAAAGCAGAUUUGAGGUGAACUGUACGACUCGUCGCUCAGCAUGAA
Nematolebias whitei (Rio pearlfish) is the source of this 1526-nucleotide messenger RNA. RefSeq names its product general transcription factor IIE, polypeptide 2, beta (gene gtf2e2). The record is from RefSeq and is a predicted model, not a curated record. NCBI's taxonomy places the organism in Eukaryota, Metazoa, Chordata, Actinopteri, Cyprinodontiformes, Rivulidae. Gene Ontology annotation, biological process: transcription initiation at RNA polymerase II promoter. The coding region runs from base 247 to 1110 and encodes 287 amino acids. Gene Ontology annotation, cellular component: transcription factor TFIIE complex. The transcript has 8 exons.